AUGUACUUUGUGUUCUCAAAAGCAGAGGUACAGAGCUCGGCGGAACCGUUUCGGUUCUCGGUGGUCUUGAAGUUUCUGAGGCGAAGGCCAUCGUUGGAUCAAAUCAGAAGCUUUAUUCAAAAUCGUUGGGGUCUGAGAGCUGUUCCAGUGAUUGGGCAGUUAAGGAACCCACGUAAUGUCCUUGUUCGGCUGGUGAUGGAGGAAGAUUUUAUUUCAGUGAUGGCUAGGGGAAACUCUGAAGUGCUGGGCGUUCCGUAUAGGAUAUUCCAUUGGUCCCCUGAUUUUAUUGAGGAAGAAGACUCGCCUUGGGUUCCGGUUUGGGUGUCUUUGCCUGGACUUCCACCAAACUUCUUUCAGGAGUCUAUUUUACGGAGCAUAGGUGAUGGAAUUGGAAAGUUUUUGAAGAGGGAUAAUGCAACGGCCUGUGUAACAUGUCCGGAAGCAACUCGUAUUUGUGUGGAGGUUAAUGUGGCCGGCUCCUUACGAAAAUCAUUCUGGUUGGGUGCUCCACAUGGGGAGACUAGUCACUUCCAAGAAAUCUUCUACGAAUCGGUCCCCAGUUUUUGCUGUUCUUGUCGAAAACAGGGGCACACGGAAGAUAAGUGUAACCGGAUUAGAAUGAGCAAGAGGAAAAAGGAGGUUCAAGGAGGAGGAGGACAGGUUACUUUUGGAAAGGUUGUUUGGAAGGAAAUCGUAUCUGACGGGAAAAAAUCUGCUCAGAAUAAUAGGCAGGUUGAGAAAGGUCAGUGUUCGAUGUCUAGGAGGCAGGUGAUCUUGGAAAAAAUAUCUGAACGGCAAAAGGAGAAGGUUGAAGAGAACGUCCCUAUCAUUUUUAUCUCUCCGCUGGGUAUUGGGUUUGAUCGGGUUGAAGAGCAGGUCUUGGUUACUGAUAUAACGAAGGUGCAGCAGAUGGGUUCUGACAGUUAUGUAGAGCCUCAGGUGGAAAGGAGAGCAGACGGAUGCAUUCGAGAAAAGGGGUUGGAGCAGGAGGGGGUGCUGGAAAUUUUGUUGCCGAUCCACUCACCGUAUAGGAGUCCAGCAAAAUGGAGUGAUGUGGAGGAUGAUAAGUCUUCAGAUUCAGGUUUGGAGGCUCUGCACAGUUCUAACACUUCAGCGCCGAGAAGUAUUUUGAGAAUGAUAGAUGAGUCUUUAGAAUUUGAGCUUGGGGGUAUGGAUAGAGAUGGAGAUUUUUUGGUUUCGGAAAGGUUAGAGCCAAGGGAUUAUGGCCGAGCGGGGUCGGAAGGUGAUCAAGAUGAUGAGUUAAAUGAACUGGCUGUAAAGGCUUUUGAAUCAGAUCCAGACAUGCAUGUACCUCUAAAAAAGGUAAAGGGGUUGAGAAAAGAAAAAUCUGUUGUUGCGUUGGAACGGCGUACACGUUCCAAAAAAUUUCUUUGA
Molecule: messenger RNA, 1395 nt
Organism: Carya illinoinensis
Lineage: Eukaryota; Viridiplantae; Streptophyta; Magnoliopsida; Fagales; Juglandaceae
Exons: 2
Coding region: 1-1395 (464 amino acids)
Source: RefSeq, a predicted model, not a curated record